AUGCGGCUCACAAUGCCCAAUACCAAGACCAUUAGAGUCCCCCAUUUGGGAGGCAUCGAUGCCGCCUACCAGAUGCCCUGGGAGUACGAUCGCAGUAAGCCCACGGUGGUGCUGGUGAAUGCAUUUACCACUUCCUCCGAGUUGUAUCGGGAGCAGUUUGAGGACUCCGACCUGGCCGGCCAAAUGAACCUAGUGGCUAUUGAGAUGCUAGGUCACGGCCAGACACGGACAGCUCGUGAACACUGGACUUACUGGGAUACGGCAGAGAUGAACCUGCAGGUUUUGGACGCCCUGGGAAUCGAUCGCGCAUUUGUUCUGGGAACAAGCCAGGGCGGGUGGAUCACCGUGCAGAUGGCGCUUCUGCAGCCAGAAAAGAUCAUUGGAAUCAUUCCUCUCGGUACAUCCAUGGACUGCGAAUCGGAGCGUAGCCGACAGCUGCAGUGCUGGGAUGGCCCGGCAAUCGUGACUGGCUUCGUGAACCAGUGGACGAGCGACAUAGCAACCCCGGACUUUGAGCCCGACACCGCAUAUUGCGACGCACUUAUUGAUGUUGGCUUCAACGACUGUUCAACCGAGAAACGCGACUUCUGGCGGAAGACCAUGAAGGAUAAUUAUCGCGGUGACGAUGGACGUCGACGAAUUCGCAUGGCGGGGAUCAACCUGGCUGAACGAGGCGGACUGCAUCUGCGGGUUUCCGAUAUCCGUUGUCCAGUGCUGUGGCUACAUGGGACUGAGGAUGCCGUGUUCUCCGUGGCCAAUGCCAUGGAAGAAAUUCAACUCUUUACUCAUUCACCGGAUGCACGCUUGGUGCCGAUAGAAGGGGGCGCUCAUUUCCUCGGUUCCUCCCACCCCACGGAGGUCAAUAAGGCACUUGCGGAUUUCGUCAACAAGUAUAAAUGA
Molecule: messenger RNA, 900 nt
Organism: Penicillium cinerascens
Lineage: Eukaryota; Fungi; Ascomycota; Eurotiomycetes; Eurotiales; Aspergillaceae
Product: alpha/beta fold hydrolase
Exons: 4
Coding region: 1-900 (299 amino acids)
Molecular function (GO): catalytic activity
Source: RefSeq, a predicted model, not a curated record